AUGGGUGGUCGCUACGGAGCUCUCGGCGCUACAUUCCAAAUCGCCCGGCUCUUCCAAUUUUGCUCGCUGAUCGCGAUAAUCGGCAUGACAGCCAAAUUCAUUUCUUCCAUCGUUUCGAACAAUGCAACUCCUCCAAAUAUUCUUAUCGGAACUAUAUCGGUGACAACUAUCGCAGUCGUCUACUGCAUCAUCUCAGCAAUUCUCUUCGUCGAUAAUAUCCUACCUUUUCUCGCCAGCGCAGUCGCAGACUUUGCUGUUCUAAUUGCCCUCAUCGUGGUGGCUGUUGUAAUGGGCAAGCCAUUGUCUUACUUGAAGUGCAACACACUUGCGGAGCUGGGAUACAAGGACGCGACCGUCUACGCAUUUUCCUCUAAGCUGUCUAGCUAUAUCGCUACGAUCAACGGGAAAAUCGGCUACUCUUCUUGGAUCGGCGCGUCAAAGGCAAUUUGCAUCGAGACGAAGGCUAUUUGGGGAUUGAGCAUUGCUCUUUGUAUUUUGUUUUUCUUUUCGUCUAUCUGCAGCGUUUGCUUGUGGCGCCAGAAGAAGGCUAUGACCGAGCUCGAUGAUAAAUAA
Penicillium waksmanii is the source of this 573-nucleotide messenger RNA. RefSeq lists its product as uncharacterized. The transcript is spliced from 3 exons. The coding region runs from base 1 to 573 and encodes 190 amino acids. Lineage: Eukaryota; Fungi; Ascomycota; Eurotiomycetes; Eurotiales; Aspergillaceae. The record is from RefSeq and is a predicted model, not a curated record.